GAUGUUAAAAAUGUGCUCUAUACUGCAGCCAGAGAGAAUGGCCCUACCUGGAGCCUCUGGCAGAAAGCACUGAAGGAGACCCGAGGCUGACUCUCCGGGGUUUUGGAGUCGGGGAUAUCAAGGAUCCGAGGCUCGCUAUACUCCAACUGAAAAAGAGAUAUUGGCAGCACAUGGAGGAGUUUGAGUUGCCUUGGAAGUGGUUGGUACUGAAGCACAGCUCCUCUUAGCACCCCAACUGCCUGUGCUGGGCUGGGUGUUCAAAGGGAGGGUCUCCUCUACACAUCAUGCAACGGAUGGCAUGUGGAGUAAGUGGGUCGCACUGAUUGCACAAUGAGCUCACAUGGGAAACCCCAGUUGCCCAGGAAUUUUGGAAGUGAUCAUGGACUGGCCAGAAGGCAAAGAUUUCGGAAUAUCGCCAGAGGAGGUGAUGCGUGCUGAAGGGGCCCCACUGUGUAAUAAACUGCCAGAAAAUGAGAGGCAAUAUGCCCGGUUCACCGAUGGGUCCUGUCACAUUGUGGGAAAACAUCGGAGGUGAAAGGCUGCCGUAUGGAGUCCUAUAUGACAAGUUGCAGAAACUGCUGAAGGAGAAGGUGAAUCGAGGCAGUUUGCAGAAGUGAAAGCCAUCCAGCUAGCAUUAGGCACUGCUGAUAGAGAAAAGUGGCCAGCUAUCUAUCUCUGUACUGAGUCAUGGAUGGUGGCAAAUGCCCCAUGGGGUGGUUGCAGCAAUGGAAGCAGAGCAACUGGCAACACAGAGGCAAACCUAUCUGGGCUGCUGCACUGUGGCAAGAUACUACUGCCCGGCUAGAGAAGCCAGUUGUAAAAGUACAUCACGUAGAUGGGUGCUCACGUACCCAAGGGUCGGGCCACUGAAGAACAUCAAAACAUCCAGCAGCUGGAUCAGGCUGUUAAGAUUGAAGUGGCUGAGGUGGAUCUGGACUGGUAACAUAAGGGUGAAUUAUUUAUGGCUUGGUGGGCCCAUGACACCUAAGGCCAUAAGGGAAGAGAUGCAACAUAUAGAUGGGCUUGUGAUCUAGGGGUGGACUUGACCAUGGACACUAUUGCACGGGAUAUCCAUGAAUGUGAAACGUGCUGCAAGCAAGCAAGCCUAGCGGUUAAAGCCCCUGUGGUAUGGAGGAUGAUGGCUGAAAUACAAGUAUGGGGAGGCCUGGCAGAUCAACUAUAUCACACUUCCACAAACCUACCAAGGCAAGCGCCAUGUGCUUACAGUGGUGGAAGCAACCACCAGAUGGCUGGAAACAUAUCCCGUGCUCCAUGACACUGCCCGGAACACUAUGCUGGGCCUUGAAAAACAAGUCUUACGGCGACAUGGCUCCCUAGAAAGAAUUGAGUCGGACAACGGGACUCAUUUCCGAAACAACCUCAUAAACAGCUGGGCCAAAGAGCAUGGCAUUGGGUGGGUAUAUCACAUCCCCUGUCAAGCACCAGCCUCGGGGAAAAUUGAACGAUACAAUGGACUGUUAAAAACUACAGUGAGAGCACUGGGGGGUGGGACCUUCAAACAUCGGGAUACACAUUUAGCAAAAACAACGUGGUUAGUUAACACUGGAGGAUCUACCAAUCAAGCUGGCCCUGCCCAAUCACAUCUUCCAUAUACUGUAGAAGGGGAUAAAGUCCCUGUAGUGGGCAUGAAGAAUAUGUUACGGAAGACAGUCUGAGUUAGUCCUGCCUCGGGCAGAGACAAACCCAUCUGCAGGAUUGCUUUUGCUCAAGGACCUGGAUGCACUUGGUGGGUGGUGUGGCAGGAUGGGGAAGUUCGAUGCAUACCUCAGAAGAUUUGAUUUUGGGUGAGGACAGCCAGUGAAUUGGACUGUAUGAUGUUAAUUCCUAAAUAACCCUGCCACCAUAUGUCAUCACUGCUAUAGUUGCCAUAUGCCGUAUCAAUGGUAUUACAGUAAGAAUCACCCCAAUCACUGAAGGGUGGACUUUGAUGAAACUGAGUGAAGUGCACCAGUGAUGGAACUUGAACUGGUUUUAGCAACUGGUGCCCAGCAACUUCCUCAAGAUUGACAUCUUCAACCCACAGACCAUGGGCAUGGGCCACGCCAAAUACACCAGCCAUGAGCUCCGGAUGCAGCGUGCAACAAUCCAACACCAUACAUGUAGGAUCUGGGCGUGAUGUAGAUGACGAAGCUGCCAGUGUUAUUCAAUUUGGUAAAUCAGCCAAGCGAUCACCUGAGUCAACUCAAAUUGGGCAGUAUGGGAACGGCUUGAAAUCGGGUUCCAUGCGGAUUGGGAAGGAUUUUAUCCUGUUCACGAAGAAAGACAACACCAUGACUUGCCUCCUCUUGUCACGGACAUUCCAUGAGGAAGAAGGCAUCGAUGAGGUCAUUGUUCCCCUGCCCACCUGGAACGCACGAAGCUGGGAGCCUGUGACUGACAACAUGGAGAAGUUUUCUAUUGAGACGGAGCUAAUUUACAAGUAUUCCCCUUUCAAAUCAGAACAGGAAGUGAUGGAGCAGUUUAAUAAGAUCCGUGGUGAGAAAGGCACCCUUGUGAUCAUCUUUAACCUCAAACUAAUGGAUAAUGGAGAGCCAGAGCUGGAUGUGACUUCUGACCCCCAAGACAUUCAGAUGGCAGAAACACCCCCAGAGGGCACAAAGCCUGAGCGCCGGUCCUUCCGUGCCUAUGCUGCUGUGCUUUAUAUUGAUCCCAGAAUGAGGAUCUUCAUAAAUGGACACAAAGUACAAACCAAACGACUUUCAUGCUGCCUGUACAAGCCAAGGAUGUACAAAUAUACUUCAAACCGUUUCAAGACCCGUGCAGAACAAGAGGUGAAGAAAGCAGAGCACAUGGCGAGGAUAGCGGAGGAGAAGGCUCGUGAGGCGGAGAGUAAAGCCCGUGCCCUUGAGCUGCGCCUAGGAGGGGAUCUCACGCGAGAGUCCAGGGUGAUGCUACGUCAAGUCCAAAACUCCGCAAUAACCAUGCGCCGGGAGGCUGAUGUCAAGAAAAGGAUCAAGGAUGCAAAGCAGCGGGCACUGAAGGAACCCAAAGAACUGAAUUUUAUCUUUGGUGUGAAUAUUGAGCAGCGCGAAUUGGAUGGCAUGUUCAUUUAUAAUUGCAGUCGACUGAUAAAGAUGUAUGAGAAGGUGGGCCCACAGCUGGAGGGUGGCAUGGCAUGUGGUGGAGUAGUAGGCGUGGUGGACGUGCCCUAUUUGGUUCUGGAGCCUACCCAUAAUAAACAAGACUUCGCUGAUGCCAAAGAGUAUCGACACUUGCUGAAGGCCAUGGGAGAGCAUUUGGCUCAGUAUUGGAAGGAUGUUGCUAUAGCCCAGAGAGGUAUCAUCAAGUUCUGGGAUGAAUUUGGUUAUUUGUCAGCAAACUGGAACCAGCCGCCAUCCAGUGAACUCCGCUACAAGCGCCGGAGAGCCAUGGAGAUCCCUACCACAAUUCAGUGCGAUUUAUGUCUGAAAUGGCGGACUCUCCCAUUCCAGCUGAGUUCAGUGGAGAAGAAUUACCCUGAUAGCUGGGUAUGCUCUAUGAACCCUGAUCCUGAACAAGACAGAUGUGAAGCUGCAGAGCAGAAGCAGAAGGUGCCACUGGGAACUCUGAAGAAAGACUUGAAAUCACAGGAGGAAAAGCAGAAACAACUGACAGAGAAAAUCCGCCAGCAGCAGGAGAAGCUGGAAGCACUGCAGAAGACCACUCCCAUUCGAUCUCAAGCUGACUUAAAGAAACUGCCUCUGGAAGUGACCACACGGCCUGCAGAGGAGAACACCCAGUCACAGACCCGACCUCAGCGCCCACGAUCUCCUCCUUUACCUGAUGUAAUCAAGAACGCUCCCAGCAGACCACCACCACCUGUCCCUCUUCCCAAGUCCAUCAGUCAGCUGAAAAAGAGCUCUUCACCUUGGCCAAACAUCAGCACUCCCAAACUGGCAAGCAUGCUCUCCAAGGAGGAGGCCAGCACUUCCAGGACACACCAGCACACUGUGACAGCUGGAAAGUCCAACAGUGCUUUAAAAACUCUUGCCAAACCAGGUACAACAACGAAACCACCUUCUGCUGUCCUGCAGAGUCCCAAAAGCUCACGUGAGACACCCAGCCCAAAAGCUGCCAGAGUGCCAGCACUGAAGAAAUCUGCCACUGUCAAAUGCCCACAGGCCUCCACCACUCGGAAGAGGACCUUGAACACCACAGAGGACGGGUCUGAGGAGGAGGGGGAGCACAAGAAGGAGAAGGCAAAACGGGGAAAAUUUGUGGCAGUGAAAGAAGAGAAGAAGGAUUCCAGUGAGGUGGUGGUAGAGCUCACAGACAGUGCUGGGGAAGAAGAUCUGGCAGAACUGAAGAAAGCUCAGAAAGAUAAAGGGCUGCAUGUGGAAGUGCGUGUGAACAAGGAGUGGUUCACGGGCCGUGUCACAGCGGUGGAAAUGGGCAAGCAUGCAGUACGCUGGAAGGUGAAGUUUGAUUAUGUUCCUACAGACACCACACCAAGGGAUCGCUGGGUAGAGAAGGGCAGUGAGGAUGUGAGGUUGAUGAAGCCUCCCUCUCCCGAGUACCAGGCUCCAGAUACACAGCAGGAAGGGGAGGUUGUUGUGGCUGAACCUUCUACCUCAGACUGUGUCAGAAUUGAGCCAGAUACCACUGGUCCCAGCAGCAGCCAAGAAACAGUAGACUUACUAGUCCAGAUUCUUCGAAAUUGUUUGCGGUACUUCUUACCUCCGAAUUUUCCUAUCUCCAAGAAGGAGCUGAGUUCCAUGAGCUCGGAAGGGUUGUUGGCGUUUCCCUUGAAAGAGUAUUUCAAACAGUAUGAGGUAGGUCUGCAGAACCUGUGCAAUUCAUAUCAGACACGUGCUGAUGCCCGGGCCAAAGCCUGUGAAGAAAACCUCCGCAACUCAGAGAGAAAGCUGAAGGAAACGGAGGAGAAACUGCAGAAGCUGAGGACUAACAUUGUGGCCCUUCUGCAGAAAGUGCAGGAGGACAUUGAUAUUAAUACAGAUGAUGAACUGGAUGCAUAUAUCGAGGACUUGAUCACGAAAGGAGACUGAGCAGCCCCAGUACAAGUUCUAGAGAAGUGCAGAGGAGCUGGUUGCUGCGAUGGGAGAUGUGGAUUCCUGCAGUAGAGGACUGUGGCAGCUGAUGAGGAGAGAGGGUUUUUAGACAGUACUUGUGUUGGUGUACAACUUGUUCUUGUGACUUUACAUAAAAAAGAGAUUUGUGCUAUUGGCAGGAAAAUUUUUAACAUUGUAGUUCUCUGAAUCUCUUCCUUUUGUUUAUAAAUAUUUAUUUUUAAAAGAAAUAGGAACUGUGCCUGAUAUGAUGGGAGGGUUGCUGUGUGUUUUUAGUGAGGUAAAAGUGUGAGUACCCCUUUUGCAUCUGGGGUAUAUUCAUGUGCUAAACCUGGAAGACCAGAACAUCCUGCCUAGUAGGUUGUCUCAAGUAAGAACCUGGCAGCAACUUAAAAAUAAGCCUUGAGUUAUGGAAGAGGAGGUUAGGACUUAGACUUCGAAGAUACUGAACUUGGGCUAGAGAAAGCCAAGUCAGGUAUUUGAGCUACACAGAGGAGAUCAAAACACAUUCCCUGUGUAAGCGUGAGUGGAGGGGAUGAAAUCUUGGUGGUUCUGAGAGAGUUAGGGGUAGGGGAUUGGCACUUGCCAGUGCAGUGAGGUUCCUGAAUAUGAGGUCUCCUCUGUAAGCAGGUGGAGUUGUCACCAUGCUAACAGUCAGAGGCUGAGGAUCCUUUUAGAAGAAGAUGGCCUCUUAGGCUGCUCACAGUGGGUUGCGAUCAUCAGAGGGAGAAAGCUGGAGCAGAUUCUUUUCUAGCAGUCACCUUAUUGCACACUUUUGCUGCUAUUUCUUUGAGGCAAAGUUGCAACAGCAGAAGAACUCCUCGACCAGCUGAAAAUAAAGUGACCCUCUGUUCUGUUGUCA
Messenger RNA from Aquila chrysaetos chrysaetos, 5889 nucleotides. RefSeq names its product MORC family CW-type zinc finger 2 (gene MORC2). NCBI's taxonomy places the organism in Eukaryota, Metazoa, Chordata, Aves, Accipitriformes, Accipitridae. The record is from RefSeq and is a predicted model, not a curated record. Bases 2079 to 5006 code for a protein of 975 amino acids. Gene Ontology annotation, cellular component: nucleus. The transcript has 25 exons. Gene Ontology annotation, molecular function: zinc ion binding.